This is a messenger RNA of Engraulis encrasicolus (European anchovy), 606 nucleotides long. RefSeq names its product S100 calcium binding protein W (gene s100w). The record is from RefSeq and is a predicted model, not a curated record. NCBI's taxonomy places the organism in Eukaryota, Metazoa, Chordata, Actinopteri, Clupeiformes, Engraulidae. Gene Ontology annotation, molecular function: calcium ion binding; calcium-dependent protein binding. Bases 122 to 424 code for a protein of 100 amino acids. Gene Ontology annotation, cellular component: cytoplasm. The transcript is spliced from 3 exons.
UGCCACAGUAAUAGCCUUAAAUAGAAGGCUGUCUCCCCUCUGACUCACUUGCUCAGUCCCCCAAAGCUGUGCUUUCCUUCUCUCUCUCUCCGUGGAUCGGAACACCAGAUAAAGCCAAGACAUGUCUAAGUCUAAGCUGGAGACGGCCAUUGUGUCCAUCGUGGAGGUGUAUGAGGAGUAUGCCCAGAAGGACGACCAGAAGUUCCAGCUGAGUCAGGCGGAGCUCAGAGAGCUGCUCGAGAAAGAGCUAAACAGCCCAGAGUUGCAGGGAAAAGUGGACCCCGAGGACAUCGAGGAGGCCAUGGGCAAGCUGGACAAGAACCAUGACGGCAACGUGAACUUCGGAGAGUUCUCCCGGAUGGUGGCCGUCCUGGCCCGUGGCCUGUGGCGCGCCAAGACCGGCAAGGGCAAGAAGAAGAAGUAAAGAAGGGAACAAGUGAAAGACGAGGGAUAGACGAGGGAAAGCGGGGCUGAUGGCAACUCACAGAGAUGUACAUAAUCUAUCGUUAAACGUGGUCUUACAGUGAGCCUGAAGCCUGUUUUCUUGAAAUGUACAUUGCAAAAUACUUGCUUGUGUCAAUAAAGUUUACAUUUGAUUACAGUUGU